Messenger RNA from Drosophila subobscura, 1113 nucleotides. RefSeq names its product gamma-butyrobetaine dioxygenase. The transcript has 4 exons. The record is from RefSeq and is a predicted model, not a curated record. Gene Ontology annotation, cellular component: mitochondrion. Gene Ontology annotation, biological process: carnitine biosynthetic process. Gene Ontology annotation, molecular function: oxidoreductase activity. Bases 1 to 1074 code for a protein of 357 amino acids. NCBI's taxonomy places the organism in Eukaryota, Metazoa, Arthropoda, Insecta, Diptera, Drosophilidae.
AUGUGGCAUAAGCACGUGGGUGGUGACGACACUGGCCACUACUGGCUGCAGGCUGCCUCUGCUGUUACUUUCAUUGUAAAACAAAUUUAUGGCCAGCAGAAGCAGCAGCAGCUGCACGUCAGCUGGAGCGAUGCCCACGAGAGCAGCUACGCGCUGGCCUGGCUGCGGCAGCGCAGCUUCGAUGCGCAGCGGCAGCGGUCUUACCUCGAGGACUUCUACCGCCCAACCACGCGGCACUGGGCGGGCGCCGAGUUCGAGCAGAUUGCCCAGCAGUUUGACUACGAGCAGGUAAUGGCAGAGGAUGCUUCGCUGCAGCAGUGGCUCCAGGCGCUGGCCGUCUAUGGGGUGGCGCUGCUGCGCGGUGCCCCGCUGGACGAGGGCGUGGUGCGGCGGCUGGCGGAGCGCGUGGGCUUCAUACGGCGCACCACCUACGGGGAGGAGUUCAUAGUGCAGGCCAAGCCGGGGGCCCAGAACUUCGCCUACCUGUCGUUGCCGCUGCCCCUGCACACGGACCUGCCCUACUACGAGUACAAGCCCAGCGUCAAUAUCCUUCACUGCGUCGUCCAGACGGAGUCUCGCGGCGGCAGCAACCUCUUGGUGGAUGCCUUCCACAUCGCCGAUCGCCUGCGCAGCCAGCAUCCCGAGGACUUCGAGCGACUCUGCCGCAUACCCGUGGACUGGAACGACAUUGGCAGCGAGGACGGUCGGGAGUUCCACAAUAUUUGGCGUGCACCCGUCAUCUGCCUGGACGCCGAGGGCAAGUACGCGCGCAUCAAUCACAGUGUGCCGCAGCGGGACAGCCACUUCAGUGUGCCCCUCGAGGAGGUGGAGCCCUGGUACGAGUCCUACGCCCGCUUCGUGCGCCUCGCACGCGACGAUGCCCACGCCUUCAAGACGCGACCCGGCGAUGUGCUGACCUUCAACAACAUUCGCCUGCUUCACGGUCGCACCGGCUACGACGACACAGAGCAGAAUUCCCGCUACAUUGUGGGCGCCUAUCUCGACUGGGACAUCAUCUACUCGCGUCUGCGGGUGCUCAAGAAGCACGCCCCGCCGCCCUCCAAUAAAAGUUAGUGGGGAAAAGGCCUACCCCUGAUACGAGAAAGAAACAUA